Molecule: messenger RNA, 2680 nt
Organism: Chlamydomonas reinhardtii
Lineage: Eukaryota; Viridiplantae; Chlorophyta; Chlorophyceae; Chlamydomonadales; Chlamydomonadaceae
Exons: 7
Coding region: 293-1543 (416 amino acids)
Source: RefSeq, a predicted model, not a curated record
GACCAGUUACGGGCGCCGGCCUUUCUGCUGAUAAUAUAAGAACCGAUAUUGCUCGUCGAGGAUCGUAGUAUCGGUUUGACAACCAGGAGCUAAGCGCAGACGACAACUCCCGAGUAACUUCUGAACUCACGCUCCAGAACUCGACGGACGGCUCUAGUCGAUCACAAUCACCUAGUACACUCUAAGAACACGUCGGUGGCCGUGUGAAGGCCCUAGCUCAGCGCAAAAUUACCUGCCGAGGCUUGUUAAUUUACGUUGUUUAGUGUCGCCAGCAUCUGCAUAAGAUACAGAUAUGCGUUUAAUACGUGUGCCAGCUGCGGCACUACUACUGGCAGUCGGGGCGUGCCUUCUGAGCUUCGCCCAUGGCCAAGGGUCAGCAGCGCUGUAUAACCUUACGGCGCGCUAUGAGGGAAGCUCUUUGGCGUCCAUAUUUGGAGUCAGCGAUGACUUCGCCAUCAACCAAGCAGUCGUCGGUGCGUGGCAAGCACAGCUAGCGCAGCGUGCCAGCACAUUCCUGGAAGUGCCACUGAACCAGGUGGUAGUCCGCUCCUUCGCCAUUGAGCAGCAGGCGGUGGGCGUGCGCCGCCGCACCCGGGAGCUGUCGAGCCUGGACCUAGCCGUGGCGGCAGUCAGCAGCGGCAGUAGCAGCGGCAGUAGCAGCAGGCGGCAGUUGCUGCAGUCGGGCGCGGGAACCACUGUGGCGCUGCUGGCGACGUUUGACGUGCUGGAUACGCAGCCCGGCGCCCACGCCGCCUGGGACUUCACAGCCCUGGCUACGGCGCUGGGGGCUGCCUCCGUGGCGGUCAACGGCGUUGACCGGAGCGCGGGGGUGCUUGUCGGCUUCUUCGCAUCCCCGCCACCCUCGCCGCGUCCGGGCGCAGCGGCCCUGAGGGGCCAGCCGCCGCUGGCGCCACAGCUGUUUGCCUACUUCGACUCCAUGCUGGCGCCGGGCGCGCCGGGCCGGAGCAGGGAGGUGGUGUGGUACGACGACUCGGACUUCCUGGAGGAGCGGCUGGACGGCACGCCACUCAACCUGGUGUGGCGCAACAAGACGGCCUGCUUCACGCGACCCACCUGCGGCGCCUGCUCCCGCGCCUGGGGCGCCACAACGGCGCCCUACGUCGUCACGCUGUACUUCCGCGACCCGGUGCAGCUGGCCACCAUUGCCAUCCGCCAGGUCAACGCGCCGGCCGUCAAGACCGUCCAGCUGCUGCCGUGGCCCGCCGUCAACAUCUCCGGCGCGCCCGCGCCCCGGACCGGCUUCCUGGGCCCCCCCCUGUUCAACGAGUCCGCCGACAUCACGCCCUGCCCCGGCACCCUCACGCUCGCAGUCCCCCGCAGGCGCAGCGGUCUGGCGGAGGCGGUGCCUGUGGGCGGCAGCCAGGCGGAGCUGCCCAAGGCGCUGCGCAGGAGCGCGGUGGGCGGCGUGCGGAUCUCUCUGAACGCGCCGCCGACGGGUGCGUCGCAGCGCACAGUGGUGGAAUGGGUGCGCUUCACGGGGCGUGCGCUGUAUCCUCUGGACGCGUCCGAGUACUCCAUGUGAUUGGGAGUGUGACAGAGUGUGUGCUUUGUCAAUGCUAGGCUGAGCAGGAUGCUACGAGGUCGGCGGGUGGUGGGCGAGACUGGAGUCGGACGAGAGGCGCCUGGCCUGGCCUGGCGAUUUGGCCGGUGGGCGAUGCGGUAGGUUGGAAAGGUGAGGGUGCCAGCGGAUUGGAACCGUUGGAUUUGCUAAGAAGCCAUAAAGCAACAGAGAGUUUAGGUUAAUGUGACGCAGUGUACAAAGUUAAGCCUCAAGGCGAAUAAAAGGGGUGCGAAGGUCGUGCGCAGCGAUACGCCACGGCAGCCGUCUGACACGGCCACGCACGCGCAUCGCCGCAUUCAGCUGCUGCCAUUAUUUGGAUGUCUUAUUCCACUGUGCUAGUGGGAUCUUAGUAAAUGGCAUUACGGUCAUUGCAUGAUCGUCUGUGCACCUGACUAGACCAGGCGCGUGGGGUUAGCAAUUCCGCAUUCAAUGCAUCAACACAUCACAUGGUCGGGCUCCAAUCGUGGGCUCCAAUGCUCCAUCAGUAUUCAGGUUCAUGGGUGUUUGUCUUGUCCUAGUGUUGGCUGUGACACGCCGCGGCUGGUUUUGGUAGUCCCGCACGACAGGCGCUCCUGAGCGCAGAUGUCAUGGGAGCGUCUGGGCGAAUGAGCGGGCCUGCUGGGGAACGGAUCCUGGCAACUGGCAGGCAGAGAGCGAGGAACGCGUGGUUGAGGCAUACAUUACGAGACCAUUUAGCGCGGGUGCUGUCUCUAGUGUCUAAAGUACCUGUGUAUGCAAGUAGGGACGCAGUCAUAGUCCCUCAGUCAUGUAGUAGGCGGCAAAAGCGCAACGGAAUGGUGCGCGGCAUGUUGAUGCGUGUUGAUACCGGGCCCGUGCUCAUCUUGCGGUCAUCUCGCGGUCGGUUGAUCAUGGAAUUACUCAUUGAUGCUAAAAUCUGAGCCAGUCAGUUUUGUCGCAUUACUCAACUCCAUAUGGGAGCGUAGGGAGUAGGAACGUGCCCCCUACAAGGGGAGAACAAUAAGUAGAACGCCAUCAUAUGUUGGGGUUAUAAUGGACUACCCGGCCCGGGCCUCCGGUUUUCGUGAGGCAGGAAGACACGCAAAGAUCGUGCGCACCAUCGUGUAACCAGACAUCCAC